AUGGAGUCGUUUAAAGAGUUCAAAGAGAACCGUGUUCUAACGCAAACCGGAGAUGCUGUUCAGGACCAGGGCCAGGACCAGGGCCAGGACCAGGGCCAGGACCAGAACCAGAACCAGAACGGAGAGCAUCCUCCCAGCGCGGACCGCCAACCAGAUGGCCAGGAUGGGUCUAGCCAGCAAGCCCAAGACUCCAACGCAAGAUCCACCGGAUCCGUCAAGGUAGACAGCAAUGAAUAUGAGGACUGCGAGAAGAAUGUGCCUCAGAUGUAUCCUCUACUGUCGAACAACCCGCCGGAGUCUCCACCAUUGGGACCUGGACACCGAGAGUCCGAGGACGACGACGAGGAACUUGUUCUCUCCAAAUCCUUCAAGCGGACGACCAGCCCCUCGCCCACAGCACUUCAACGCAAUAGGGGAGCCCGGGUAACUAAAGUAGGCGACGAGGGCGUCGUGAAAAUGCACAAGUUCACUCUGCACGAAACAGCAAACUAUUAUUACAUUGUCGGGUCAGACCUGCUGGAUUCUGCGUAUCGGAUCUUGAAGAUCGAUCGAACCUCAGCCCCAGGCGAACUGAACAUCAUCGAAGACGACAUUGUCUACACAAAGAAGGAAACUCAGCAGAUCCUCAACGCCAUUGACGAGGGCAAUCGGGCAACUGGGGGACUGAAAUUGAAGACCAGUUUUUGGGGUUUGCUCGGGUUCAUUCGUUUCACCGCCCAUUAUUAUAUGCUCUAUGUGACGAAGAGAAGCCAGGUGGCUAUGAUUGGUGGCCAUUAUAUCUACCAGAUCGACAAGACCGAAUUGAUGCCGUUGGUGAUGGCCGGAUUCAGUAGGGCCAAAACAGACAGACAUCUGGAAGAGGCCCGGUUCAUUGGCAUCCUGAACAACCUCGACCUCACGAGAUCCUUCUAUUUCAGCUAUUCGUACGACGUCACCCGAACAUUGCAGCACAACAUCAUGCGGGAGCGUCAGGCACUGCACGAAGGUCUCGCUGGGCCUCGCAAGGCCGAUCACAACGACAUGUUUGUCUGGAACCAUCAUCUCCUCAAACCUGCCAAGGCAGUCUUGCGAAAUCCUUUCGACUGGUGCAUAUCAAUUGUCCAUGGGUAUGUCGAUCAAAGUGCUUUGUCGGUCUAUUGGGGACGGGUCGUCUACGUCACAAUCAUUGCACGGCGCUCGCGGUUUUUCGCCGGCGCUCGCUUUCUGAAACGUGGUGCCAACGAUCUUGGAUACGUGGCCAACGACGUUGAGACGGAACAGAUCGUCUCAGAAAUGCUCACAACAUCAUUCCAUGCUCCAGGCCCAGUACUCUUUGCCAAUGACAGAUAUACUUCGUAUGUUCAACAUCGAGGAAGUAUACCACUCCAUUGGACCCAGGAUAACACAGGCGUUUCGCCGAAACCAGACAUCCAUCUUAAUGUGGUGGACCCCUUCUACAGUGCUGCGGCCCUGCAUUUCGACAACCUCUUCAAACGAUACGGCACGCCCAUAUAUGUGCUCAAUCUCGUCAAGUCUCGCGAACGCACCCCCCGAGAAUCCAAGCUUCUCAAAGAGUACACUGUUGCAGUCAACUACCUCAAUCAGUUCCUGCCGAAGGACAAGCAAAUCCUGUACCACGCGUGGGAUAUGAGUCGAGCUUCGAAAAGCCGUGACCAAGAUGUCAUUGGCAGUCUUGAAGCAAUAGCCGAAGAUAUCCUUCCGAAGACGGGGUUCUUCCAGAACGGAAACGACGCAGAAUCAGGUCUGAAGCUUCAGAAUGGUGUUGCAAGGACAAAUUGCAUCGAUUGCCUUGAUCGAACUAAUGCGGCGCAGUUCGUGAUUGCAAAAAAGGCAUUGGGAUAUCAAUUGCAGGCUCUGGGUGUUAUUGAACACCCAUCGGUCGAGUACGACUCUGACGCCGUCAAUCUCUUCACACAUAUGUGGCACGACCACGGCGACACGAUUGCCAUCCAAUACGGCGGCUCGCACCUCGUCAACACCAUGGCCACGUACCGCAAGAUCAACCAAUGGACCAGCCACUCACGGGACAUGGUCGAGAGCUUCAAGCGCUACUACACCAACUCGUUCAUGGACGCGCAGCGACAGGAAGCAUACAACCUGUUUCUAGGGAACUAUGUCUUUUCCCAAGGCCAACCUAUGCUUUGGGACCUGACGACAGACUACUAUCUGCACCACUCCGACCCUCGGUCCAUGUUUGGGAAACGCAGGCCCAGCUACCGCCAAUGGUAUACGGCCGAAUACCUCGAGACACCUACCAUGCCGCCGUCCAUCUGGCCACGAGAACUGCGCGACCGACCACUGAGAUAUUUUGACGACUUCUGGGUCGAGUACUACCGGCCGCUGGCUGUGUCGUCGUUCAAGAAACUGUUUUCUUUCAAAAUGCACUCGAACCUGCGCUACAUCCCGAUCAGCUCGGCGUCUUCGGGCAAAUACGACCUCUCCCCGUUCAAAGUGCGGACGACGAACGAGAGCGAUGGCGAGGGACACGACAAGGGCCAUCAAGGGGCGCGUAAGGGUGUCAAAUUCAUCGCUCCGUCCGACGAGACAACGUCAAGCCAAGCAGGAGAUGGCAGUUCCAUUAUCUCCACGAAACCGGCAUCCGCCAUGGAACCGACUCCCGCCCCCAAACCCAACACGCUCGGCCCGUGGCUCGACGCCCAGCAGCAGCUGCACAAUACACUACGUCGACGCCAGUACACUGGGAUCAUCAAGGAGCCUUCUUUCGAAGUGCAGUCGGCUGGAGUGCCGAAGAUCCCGAAACUGCCGACGGCCGUGACGAGUGAUCUGACCAACAGUUCGGUGCUGGCUGGUCCGCCGACGAAAGAAGAACUGGCAUUACAAGCAUUCACGUCGUUGAUCUCCAAAUCCCUCGAUCCACAGGUCCGCCAGGCCGACGAGUACCAGCGCUACGUGGCGCAUCCGUCGAAUAUUCCGUUGGUGGUGUCGUCGGAUAUCGACUACUCGGCCGCCCCGCUCGAGUUUCUGGAGUAUCUGAGCAAAACCACCAGCGAUCCGGCAGAGCACAAGGUUCUUCGACACUACGACGACGAGCGCGGCGCCGUCAGUUUGACCCUGGAGGAGCGUGCAGAGGCCAAUCUGGACGAGUAUACCGAAUACGUAGCCAGCGGCGCCGUCGACAAUCCUCUCGCCGUGUCCGAAGAGGACGGCGGCAAGAAGAGGUACAAAGCGUAUAGGAAGUGGUUGAAGGGCAAGAGUCUGUUCAAACAGCGUCCGGAUGUCGGGGAGGAUAUCGAGGGCCUGCGAGGUGAAGGUCCAUGA
Messenger RNA from Capronia coronata CBS 617.96, 3279 nucleotides. RefSeq lists its product as uncharacterized. Gene Ontology annotation, molecular function: phosphatidylinositol-3,5-bisphosphate 5-phosphatase activity. Gene Ontology annotation, cellular component: intracellular membrane-bounded organelle. The transcript has a single exon. NCBI's taxonomy places the organism in Eukaryota, Fungi, Ascomycota, Eurotiomycetes, Chaetothyriales, Herpotrichiellaceae. The record is from RefSeq and is a predicted model, not a curated record. The coding region runs from base 1 to 3279 and encodes 1092 amino acids. Gene Ontology annotation, biological process: phosphatidylinositol dephosphorylation.